Messenger RNA from Penicillium olsonii, 1596 nucleotides. Lineage: Eukaryota; Fungi; Ascomycota; Eurotiomycetes; Eurotiales; Aspergillaceae. The record is from the annotation of a GenBank genome assembly.
AUGUUAGCGUCCAUCCCACAAAUGGAAGCGCUACACUCUCUCCCUCGGAACGCGGACGUUCCAAUGCGACAACCAUCCGCGGAAGAUCUGGAUGCCGCGCAGCAGUUGAUCUCCUCGGCCCAGGCUGGCCGUGAGCAUCUGGCAGAACACUACCGCGAGGACCAGCCCAUCCAAGGGUCGAGUCAACCAGGAUCAGAUCGAUGGAUUGGACAUGAACAGAUGGAAACCCCGGCUGAAAAAACAUCGCCCAAGGGUCAAAAAGACACUCAGUUUCCUGGGCAUUCGUGCAGUAAUUGCGGCACGAAAAGCACCCCACUAUGGCGUCGCUCCCCCACAGGUGCGAUGAUCUGUAACGCCUGUGGUCUCUAUCUCAAAGCUCGCAACGUUGCUCGCCCCACAAAACGGAACCGCAUGCAGUCUGAGGGAGCCGAAAAAGCGCCGAACACUCCCACCACUCAUUCUGCGGGCUGCACGCCAUCCGAAGGAGGUGGUUGUAAGGGAUCUUGCCCGGGUGGGGGAAGUUGCAAUGGUACGGGUGGUGCCGAGGGAUGCGAUGGGUGUCCAGCAUACAACAAUCGCAUCUACAAGUCUGCUCCCCGUGGGACCGCCGCAAUUCAAUCCUCUUGGGGGCGUCCUGCGGUGCAGGAACCCGAACCGGUACAACCUGACGAGCCAGCCGUCAAGCCACCCCCCGUCGAUGGAAACAACGGCCUCGUUGCGUGUCAAAACUGCAGUACAACUGUGACUCCUCUUUGGCGUCGUGAUGAACAAGGCCACCCGAUCUGCAAUGCCUGUGGUCUGUAUUACAAGCUGCAUGGGUGUUAUCGCCCCACAAACAUGAAAAAGUCAAUUAUCAAACGUCGCAAACGCGUGGUUCCCGCUCUACGAGACCAGUCCCCUACUGCGGCCACCCUCUCAUCCAACGGCUCGUCCGCGUCCCCAGAAGCCUCGCCUGCUACCCUGUCACAUGUUCACGAAGAUCACUACCGCUACAUGAGCAGCGAGCCCGCGGAUCCUUACCAAAUGAUCCCUGGGAAAAUGGAAGACGAACCUCGACCCUUGCCUUUCGCGCCGCCUCCGGUCGACUUUACUGGUUACAACGCCCCCCUUGCUCAUCUGCCCAUUGCCCACGGUCUACCAAAACCACUGGGCGUGGAGCGUCUGGGCCAUUCACCGGUCUCUCAGUACAGUCGACGGUCCGCAUCCCCUAACUCCAUCAACCUUCCCAAAAAGCGAACAUUGGCCGAGACCGCCACGGAAGCAUUACCAGCCCCCACCACCUUGGAAGGAGGGUCAAAUCUGCUUCCUCCAAUCAUGUCCUCUGCCAACCCAACUCCCCCUGGUCGCCUCAGCUCUAUUUCCUCUAUCCUGAAUCAAUCAGAUGCUCGAGGCGAACCUCGCUCCGAUCCGAAUAUGGGUCGCCCUCAACAUCUCCACCCAUCUGUCUCUCCCUCCCCCCAUCCACCACAGCAUCUCCCCAGCAUUGCAUCUCUGAAUGACCCGGUCGACCGCCGUGCCCGACUGGAACGCGAGGCCGAGCAAAUGCGCGAGCUCCUCCGGGCCAAAGAGCGUGAAUUGGCGGAGAUGAGACGGUAG